Molecule: messenger RNA, 5973 nt
Organism: Apis florea (little honeybee)
Lineage: Eukaryota; Metazoa; Arthropoda; Insecta; Hymenoptera; Apidae
Gene: dysc
Product: whirlin protein dyschronic
Cellular component (GO): stereocilium tip; cilium; plasma membrane
Molecular function (GO): protein binding
Source: RefSeq, a predicted model, not a curated record
GGCCAUCCCCCGAUUGAACCGGUGAACCGGAGUCGAAGCAACCCCCAGCUAAGCCCUCGAGAGGCAGUCGUGAGCUUGGUGCCGAGCUGGGGCGAUGCUCGUCGCUCGCGUGUGCUUCGCGAGUGCUCGCCAUUCCGUGUCGUCGUUACGCGCGUCGUUCGCCCCGUCGUGUCGACAUCGUCGCGCUCCAUCCUCGCCUCCGCCCUCGCGCCGAUCAUCCUCCUUCCCGUCGACGUGCUCGAGGCUGGUGCCGCAACGAGGCCCCGAGGUGCAACGACCGUGCGACCAUCGGACAGCCGCACGUGAGCACGGCCCUGGAUUCGACGCGAGAUGAGAAGAAACGUCUGACAAAACGGAUCCCAAAGGCAUGGCCAGCAGCACGGAGGAUUACGGGUCGGAAUUACAGGAGCUGCAGUGGGGUGGGGGUGGCGGGUCCCACUUCCUGCGUAGCGGUUCCCACUUCCUGAGGAGCGGUACCGGUGGUUGCUACGAGGCCGAGGAUUUGGAGCCGACGAGCAGGCACCAUGGCAGCCAACACAGGGGAUAUUACAGCCCUCCCGGCACGAGUUACACGAUCGUCGAGAGGCCGCCGAGUGCCCCGCACCACCAUUCCUCCCACACCACCCCGUACAGGCACAGGGGACACGCCACGGGGGGAUCUGGCGCCAUUUCGCCCGAGCAGGUGCUUAGACUUUUCGGAAACGGUGUGUCGGAGCGUCGACAGGGGGACAGAAGGACACCUGCCUCCUCGCCUGCGAGCGUUGCAGCGGUGAGAAGCACGCCAUCCUCGACGUCCCAGCAGCAGCAGCAAUCCCAGCAAUCGCAGCAAUCGCAGCCGAACCCGGCCAAUCCCCCAACCUCGCCGAGCUCCCAGCCCCUCAGCCUUCAGGAACUCACCGUAAGGACAAUCACCAUGACGAGAGAUCCGCCGGACUCUCACGGCUUUGGGAUCUGCGUGAAGGGUGGCAAGGACGCAGGUGAGAUCCGAAGUACCUUCAGGCUACCCCCAUCGCCGUACUUCGCGCCUCAAGAUCGAGGGGUGGGUGUCUACAUUUCGAGGGUGGAGGAGGGUUCGGUGGCCGAACGUGCUGGACUCAGGCCAGGAGACACCAUCUUGGAGGUGAACGGCACACCCUUCCGAGCGGUGACCCACGAGGAGGCCCUCAAAAUGCUGAAGUCUUGCAGAACCUUGAGCAUGACCGUGCGAGGGCCAGCGUUGGAUCCACGAUGCAGAGGUGGACACCCCGUCUGGUCCUCUUCCGGUCGACAACAGUCCUGCAGCUGGAUCGACCGUCAAGGUCGUCCAACCUCGCCACCGCCACUUUAUCCACCUCGGGACCCUAGGUACGGACCAAGGACGAGAAAGGUGGAGCUCUGCAUCGAGCCUGGCCAGUCUCUCGGCUUGAUGAUCAGGGGCGGCCUCGAGUACGGCCUUGGGAUUUAUGUGACCGGGGUCGACAAGGACAGCGUGGCCGAUCGAGCCGGACUUUUGGUAGGUGAUCAGAUCAUCGAAGUGAAUGGGCAGAGUUUCGAGGAGGCGACCCACGACGAGGCAGUGGAAAUAUUGAAGACGAACAAAAGGAUGACACUCCUGAUUCGCGAUGUGGGAAAAGUGCCACACUCUUGUACCACGAGCCAGCCUAUCGUUGUACCGACGACUAGAUACCCUGAACACGAUCCUCUACUCUUGGAGAGCCCUGGAAAUCAUCGACCACCGAGUCCUACCAUUGCGAGCGAUUGGAGGCACAGAAACGUACACAUGGUUUCUGCCGCAACUGCCGCGAUGGUGGAGGAAAAAGCGAGGGUGGUCCUCGCGAGGAGCGAGAGGGCAGCGCUUUCUCAGCUUCUGGCCGAUUACAGGACGCGUCGAAUGACAAUCGAGGAGCUGGUUGUCAGUUUAGGCGACCUGCUGAACACACACGAGAAAUUGACACUGCUUACCGAGCUCAGGGAACUCGUCGACAGCAAAGACAGAGCUGCCUUCGACGAUUUGGUUUACAGGCCUCGAGUAGCCAGGAGAAAAGGUGAUCGUGCCCAUUCGGAUUUAAUAGUGACUCCAUCCCUUCACGAUCUUCCGAGGGGUGUGCCCGGUGGUUGUUGCCGUCCGGGACGACUGGUGGACGUCGAGGGAGAUCCUCUAGGAGUGACAGGACCUCUCCUGCCAAGGGAUAACCAGGAAUAUAGAUCACCCAGCGAGGACAGCGGUCUCGGGGCCGACAUGCCCAGGACCAGAGCUGGGUGCAGGAGGACGCCGCAGCACCAAGUGACCACCUCCGAUCUCGCCCUCUCCAACGACGACGAGUGCGACAACCAGGACUACGAGGACGAGUUGGAGAACGGGCGUGGACGUAGGCACAGCUCGCCAGGUGGCUCGAGGGGGAACCCGAGGGAUUACGGCCAUCAUCAUCUCCAUCCGGACAAUUUGGAGAGCGACGGUGGUUGCGAUGGUAGCGACGCCGAGAUGAUCGGUAACGGGAGACGCGGAGGCGGAACGGAAAGGGAUCGCGAUAUGGAGGAGGAUGAGGACGAAGGAAGGGAGGAAAGGAGCUCAGAGGGUGGAGGUGGUGGAGGUUUCGGUGGUUGGAGGUCCCACUUGCUCGGUGGGCUGACGCAACGUGUCAAAUCCUGGUACUGGGGCGCCAGGCCCCUCCUGUGCCCGUUUCAGGAACUCGCGCACAAGCUCUCGCGGAGCUUCGACAUGCAGGAGGCUCAGCUCCUCGAGGAGGGUGGUUCUGGUGCCGCUACAGCGGGCGCUGGGGGUGCGGGUGGUCCGCCACGAAGGCAUCACAGCGCUCAAAGAUUGGCCAGAAGCGAAAUGUCGGAGAGAAGGGAAGAGGACGGCGCGUUGGUGGUCCCCGAUCACCAGGGCAAUCUGAGGAUCACCGUGAAGAAGACCAAGUCGAUUUUGGGCAUUGCCAUCGAGGGCGGUGCCAAUACCAAACAUCCACUGCCCAGGAUCAUCAAUAUACACGAUAAUGGAGCAGCUUACGAGGCCGGUGGCCUCGAGGUCGGUCAACUGAUCCUAGAAGUCGAUGGACACAAAGUGGAAGGUCUCCAUCAUCAGGAGGUAGCAAGACUGAUCGCGGAGUCGUUCGCGAGGCGCGAUCGCAACGAGAUCGAGUUCCUGGUAGUCGAGGCGAAGAAGAGCAACCUGGAGCCGAAGCCGACAGCCCUGAUAUUCCUGGAGGCGUAGCAGGAAUCUCCCACCUCCGAGCCGGAACCACCGUAGCCCAACCUGACCAGAGCUCGGCCCGCGACACAAUUGGAGCGUGGUCGACGCUGAACCGUCAUAAGAAGCUGAAGAGAUCGAUGAUGAUGAUGGACCGGGAAAUCGAUCAUCGAGCUCGUCAUCGAUCGACAACGACCCGAAACGAAGAGAAAUCGACGAGAGGAGGACGAGCUUGCUCUUCAUCUUCAUCGAACGCUCUCGAUUCGACGGUCGAGCUCUCAGUCGGGUGCUAAAUCGAACCUGGCCUUGGUGGUGGGAAUUCUUGAGGAAGAAAACAAGAGAAAUGGGAAAAGGAAGGGAAAGAAACGAGCCACAAGGGGGGGCAGAAAGAAGAUGUUGGGUGGCGUGAUCGUCCACGUUGUCGUGAUUCGCCUCUCUUUGUUGACGAGCCUUCGAAUUUAACCGGCACCGAAAGCUUCUAAACUCUUUACCCAUGAAGCUGUAACGAGAGCCGGCUCUGAUGAGACGAGAAUCAUGCGACGAGAAAUAAAGAGACGCGGAAGAUCCGAAGGAGACGAAACGAAACACGAGUACAAAAGAAAUAUACGAUCGAAGACGAGAUCUAUUAUAAACGCUAAAGACGCUACGAGUGCGAGGACAACGUUACAUGAGGGAGACGGAAGAUCGACUGUGCCAAACUGUUAGGGAUUGUUUCGCGUAUAUAUUAAUUAUGAUACCCUUAAAUAAAUUAAUGAUCCUAACGAGAUUCAAUCUCAGAGACUCUACCAGAGACGGAAAGGUUCGCGAGUACGAGGUACCAUCAGUGGGAUCCUACGAGUGCUACGAACUUGUGCUACGGAUUAUGCUCGAAACAGAACACGAUCACGAAGAAACGUUUUCACGUGCCACGAUGAUAUGAGAGACACGUGAGACACGGUGGUUCACUGUUGACUAAAAUACGUUAUCGAAGAUCCUACCUGGACUGUGUCGUCGGUCAGGAUUUUCGUCGAUCGAAUUCCUCGGCUGGCUUAUUUAGCGGCGGUGAUGACAAUCGGUGUCGAGAAAAGAAAAGAAUAUAAUUUCAAGCGGAUCCAUGUGUAUAUAUACAUAUAUAUAUGUAUGUAUGUAUGUAUGUAUGUAUGUAUGUAUAUUUGGUGCUAUUGUCUCAAAUUUCAAGCUCUCAUAAAUUAAAAAUAAUUUAUUUCGAAUCUUAAAUUUUAAGCCUGUUAGAACCUUCGACUACAGAUGCCCGAAACUCUAUUUUUGCACAUAACCUAGAUAAGCGUUAGUAAAUGAAAGUAAAUCAAGAGGCAACGGCGUUGCAUGCAAAGAUCGAGGAACAAAAUCGACAAAAAUCCGAAUCGAGGAGAGGCAGAGACUAAACAUAGACUUAUUAUUGGGAAUUGUUGAGGCUUAACAAAAUAUAUUAUAUACGAUACACAUAUAUAUUAUAUACGAUAAUAUUAUUGACUGUUGUAGUGGAAUUGCAAACUUGUACCUACCCGAUCGCACCUCGCUCGCCGCGCGAGGUGAGGUGUCGUGAAGAGCGCGCAGAAGGAAAAAGAAGAGAGAAGAUUCUGCUAAGAAUAAUUGCGAUAAUAUUUUCAACGAAUUAAAAGAAAAAAAAAAAAGAAUAGAAAAAAAAAGAAAAAAUAGACAACGCGUACUUAGCAAUGAGCCUGGUCGUUCGAAUUUUCGAGGGGUCGCGGACGAUCGCGGCAAAAAUUUGUCAAAAAUUUCUUAUUGAGUCGUGGUCGAGAGGGAAGAGAAAAGAAAGAUUUCCACGAAUUAUCAUUCGCAACGAGAUAAUCGUUGCUUCGCACAGUGGAUCGCAUAGUGGAAAUUGCUGUUGAAAGCGACGAUCCUUUCUAUUCGUGCUCCACGCUCGGAAAACUCGAACACACUUGUAUUUUUCAUACAAAGAAUAUUUCACGCUUUUUCACUUCGGUCCGUGGAUUCUCGCGUCGUUUGGACAUUUUUUACGAUGAAAUCAUAUAGACACGAGGGAGGGAAGGAAGAGGAUUUUCUAAAUGACGCAAUUUGUAUCAUCUUUAUUGUACCCGAAUGUAUUUCGAAUUUUUCGAAUCGUGGCGCACGAUCACGUUGAUUUCACGAUCGCUAAAUUGGAAAAACGGAGGAAGAUAAUUUAUUACUUGUGCGAGUUAGUAGAGCGGUUCCCCUAUUAAUUUCAUUUAUUUAAAUAUUAUAACUCUUUUUCUAUCUAUCUUAAGAUGAAAAUGAUUUAUUCCUUAGAGAUGGAAUUUUAUUUCGCUCCUUUUAUUGAAUAACAAGAAAGUAGAAUUCAAUACGUGGUUCGCGUUAAUGGAAAAGGGAAGAAAGUAGAAUUAAAUUUCAAAUUAAGUAGAAAGUUUGAUUUCCUAUACGAUAGAAAACAAAAAAAAAAAAAAAAAAGGAAAAAAAAAGAAAAAAGAAAAAAAAGAAAAAAGGAAGAUCAGUUUCAGGAACUGGUUUGUUAAUAUCGACGAACGUGUUUCGCCAACUAUUUAAAUAACGUAAUUGUUACCGCAAUAAUUACAUUUACAUAAACGAGUAGUAGUAUUAAUAAUUAUCAAUUUCGUGAGUAUAAACGUAGCGAACGUUGUUGUAAAAGUAAAUGGUUAUACGUCUUGUUUAAUAUAUCUACCUGUUACCAAGUUAAAUGUAAUUUUACUGAUAGUAGUGUGUAUAAGUUGAAAACAUCGACGAGUCCACGAGUCGUUUUAUCGAAUACCGAUGAUCGUCCGCGAUUUUGCUCGCUUUUAAAGAGGAAAAAAAAGAUAAAAAAAAAAAAAAAAAGAUAAAAA